AUGUUUAAUUUUUCCGACUCGAAGAAGUACAGAAGCGAUAAGAUGAAUUCUAAUGAUCUCAACGGUGGAAAAGAGUGGGGCUCCUCUUAUGGAAGUUCUUAUAAUCCGAUGGAGCAUCGUCAAGUUCAUCCAAAUCAGAACCAUCAUGCAUACAAUCACAAUCAUCAUGCCCAGCAUAAUCAGCAACAUAUGCCUUAUAUGUCGCAACAACAAAUUCGUAAUCAACCUUAUCAAGGAUGUAAUAGUAUUCAACUCAAUCCGAAUGCUGAAGUCUUCGUUCCACGCGGAAAUUAUCAACAACAAACGCAGUACAAUGAUUACUACUCUAACAAUGGCCAGCAGACAUAUGGGAAUAAUCAGCCCAACUAUUUUCAAAACUAUUCCUCUAAUAACAUGACCAAUUACGACAGUGAGGAAGCAGCUUAUGAGGCUAUGUAUGGACAGUUCGGAUGCGAUGUUUCCUCCGCUCUUUUCGUUCCUUCUCACGAUCUCCAGUAUUUCAUACGUGAGAGCAAAAACUCCAUGGAGUUGAACGAGAUUCAAGUCGGCUUGGAGCAAUUGAUUUCUGAUGAUGAUUUUGAGUCUUGGAGUGGAGCCAUCAAAGAGAGGAUGACCUGUGCCAACAUGACCAACGAAAGCCGGAUUUUAGCAAUAAAAAUUGCGUGUGAAAUGGCCACUGCUGUUUCUCCUGAAAUGACCAGAGGUGCAGCUCCUCAGUACACGUUUGCACGUUUACUUGCUUAUCUUGCCGAUGAAAUUCCCGAUUUCAUAGCCAAAUGCAUCCUUCCCACAGUAGAAUCGUUGCAUUCAAGCAGAUACUCUCGAGAUAUCGCAGGAAAAGGAGUUCUCUUGAUGUUCUUCGCUGAGCUUUUCGUCAAUCUAAAAACAAACAAAGGAACUGCUGUGAAACCUCUUGGUCUUGCAGUUUUCGGACAGAUGGAAGAAAUAAUAAAAGAUUCCGUCUGUAACGAAACCAUGUCGGUUAUUAUUCAAGUUUUGAAACUUUCUGGUAGUGAACUGGAUACUAUUGAUGAAGGUCAAGAAAAGAUGAAUCAAAUUCUCACUAAACUUAAUGGAUUUGUAAAUGGACAUCGUCAGUUGAGUGAAACUAUAAAAGCCAGAAUUUCUGAUGUAAUUGAUACUCGUCAGCGCGGAUGGAACAAGGGCCGAUCCGGUACCGGCUCUUCAACCUCGUCAUGUGUUUCUGCUCCACCAGGAUCUUUCGUUGGCCCUGAUGGAAAGGUUAUUGACUUCACUGAGGAAGAGAGACUAUUCUUGGAACAACAGUUUGCUGAUAUGGAUAAAGGCAAGUCGGAUGAACCCAACAUUGACAUGAAUGACGUUAUGGACGAGUUCGGAAAAUUCGUUCAGGAAGAGAAGCUUGGAAUUGCAACAGAUAAAGCUGCUGAAUGUCUGGGAAAACUUUUGUUACAAAAGGAUGAAGAUGAAGAUAAAAAAAGCGAAAAUAAAGAAAGCGAAAGUAAAGAAGCUUCUAUAGAUAUUCCAGCUGGAAUACAGAAAGAAGCUGAGACUGACAAAACUAACUAG
This is a messenger RNA of Auanema sp. JU1783, 1548 nucleotides long. The record is from the annotation of a GenBank genome assembly. NCBI's taxonomy places the organism in Eukaryota, Metazoa, Nematoda, Chromadorea, Rhabditida, Rhabditidae.